This is a messenger RNA of Topomyia yanbarensis, 1530 nucleotides long. It is a transcript of the gene NANS, whose product is annotated as sialic acid synthase. The transcript is spliced from 2 exons. Gene Ontology annotation, molecular function: N-acylneuraminate-9-phosphate synthase activity. NCBI's taxonomy places the organism in Eukaryota, Metazoa, Arthropoda, Insecta, Diptera, Culicidae. Bases 16 to 1167 code for a protein of 383 amino acids. The record is from RefSeq and is a predicted model, not a curated record. Gene Ontology annotation, biological process: carbohydrate biosynthetic process.
AGGUAUAUUCUAGUUAUGAAGAUUUUUGGAAGAGAUGUCGGGGAUGGAUAUCCAGUUUUUAUCAUAGCAGAGAUCGGGCAAAAUCAUCAGGGUUCAAUGGAGGUCGCCAAGGAAAUGAUUGUACGAGCAAAGGAAAUUGGCGUCGAUUGCAUAAAAUUUCAAAAAUCCUGUCUUCCAGCGAAAUUUACACGAAAAGCAUUAGAACGUUCGUACACCGGAGAAAAUUCAUGGGGACGUACCUAUGGCGAGCACAAAACACAUCUGGAAUUCUCACUAUCAGACUAUCGAGCUUUGCAAAAAUUUUGUUCAGAUAUUGGAAUACUUUUCAGUGCAUCUGCAAUGGAUCCAAUCUCGCUGGAGCACCUGACAGAACUUCAGCUACCAUUCAUCAAAAUUGGUUCAGGAGAUGCUGAUAACAUUCCCCUACUGAGAAAAGCUGCAGUUACGGAUAUACCCUUAGUUAUAUCAACCGGCAUGCAAUCAUGGGACCAGGUUCAACAUAUUUAUUCUAUUUUUAAAAACAAACCUAUUGCUUUGCUUCAUUGCGUCUCGGCCUACCCCACUCCACCUUCGGAGAGCCUGUUGAAACUUAUUCCGCUGUACAAACGGUAUUUUCCAGACAUUGUCAUAGGUUAUUCUGGUCACGAGUUAGGGCUACAACUGACGCUAGCUAGCGUCCUCCUGGGUGCACGAAUCGUUGAACGACAUUUCACACUGGAUAAGGAUUGGAAGGGGACGGACCAUAAAGCGUCGCUGGAUCCAGCGGAAUUCGGCCGUUUGGUAGGCUACAUAAGAUGUGUGGAAAAUUUAAGGGUUAAUCAUGAAAAUAUUAUUAAUUUAUUAUCGAAAACCCUGAACGAGACUGAUUACAAUAGGGACGAGCUUUUGUUAGCUUUGAAACAAGUUUCCGCUAGUGAUAGAAAGCUGCUGGGGUCGGAAGUUGCCUGUCACAGUAAGCUAGGAAAAUCACUUGUAUUCAUGAGAGAUGUUCUGGAAGGCCAAUCGCUCACGGCCGCCGAUGUAGGCGUAAAGGUUAGUGAACCCCACGGACUUGCUCCUAUCUGGUUUGAUCGAGUUCUUGGUCUCAAAGUGGUUCACACGUGCCGCCAAGAUGAACCAAUUCAGGAGGGCGAUGUCGCGAUGCGCUUUUCUUCAGAUUUAUAUUAAUUGUUCUAUUUCACGUUGCAUUUUAUAAUUUGAGGACAAUUAUAUAGCAUUAGACUUACAAAUGUAAACUCCAGCAGUUUAAAAAUAGUUCGACACGAGAAGCAUAAACUGUUUUAUAUGUACGUCCAUAAUCACAACUUUAAAUAUCUACAGCGCUUGAGUUGAAUUUACACUAGGCGUGAUUCAAACAUUAUUUGACUUAUACAGGUUUAGUUUACAAUUAUAUGAUUAGCAGAUACUACAUAAAUUUAAAUCUUUAAGAUUUUAUUGAGACACCUGUCGUUUCGUAUCAUUUUAAAUAAGCAUAUUUAAAUGGAUCAUUCGGAUAUAUCAAUGCAUGUAGCGUCUUCUUAGUGACAGCCA